UAUAUACACACACACCUGCAGCAGAGGGGAACAGACUGAGCAGCAGGCUGGAGCAGGGGGCAGGCUCCCAGCAGAAGAGGGAAAUUGGAAGAGCUUUCAUCUCCAGUUAGCCAACAUUGAAGGACACCAAGCCACCAGCAUGCGAUUAAUGACCCCAGCACUGGACCCACCUCUUGUCACCAGGGAGCACAAUAGAGCACACAGCCCCCCGGUGCAUUAAACUUACAGCACCCCCCAUGGGACAGGGACCUGGCUACCGCAGCAUCUGAGGGGCCUCAUGGACGAACACGUAUGCUGAAAUUUGGCAAAAAGACAUCUUUCGUCUAGGAUUUCUGCUUCAUGCUGUCUCUGCUGGCUGGCGACCUCUGCUGGGGCUGGGUUGGACGGAGUGGGUAACUCAAGUGCAGGCUCCCUCAAAGGCUUCAGGGAGAACCACAGAAGAUAUUCCUCAUUUGUAGGACUAUGCAGACAACCCCAGGAUGGUGUCAGCCAAGGAGACAGAUAUGUACGACGCCAUCUUGGAAACUAAUGAUGGAUCCAGCUCUGAUGCUGGUUGGUACUUCCCCUACCCAUUGGGCUUCCAGGUUUCCCUUGCUAGCUUCCUCAUGUUGGAGAUUGUUCUGGGCUUUAGCAGCAACCUGACAGUACUUGUUCUCUACUGCAUGCAGUCAAAUCUGGUGGACUCGGUCAGCAACAUGGUGACAAUGAACCUCCAUAUUCUGGAUAUUAUUAUCUGUGUCAUCUGUGUGCCUUUGACCAUAGUCAUCAUACUCAUCCCACUAGAGCAAAACAUAGCUCUGGUGUGCUGCUUCCAUGAGGCGUGUGUGACAUUCAGCAGCAUCGCAACAGCCAUCAAUGUCCUGGUCAUCAGUUUGGAUAGGUAUGAUAUCUCAGUUAGACCCGCCAACCGAGUCCUUACCCCUAGCAGAAUGAUGCUGCUUUUGUCCUGUGUCUGGUUUGUCUCUCUCAUGGUUUUCUUCAUACCAUUCUUUGAGGUGGAGUUUUUUGGUGACCCUGAUAACAUGGCUACGUGGCAAAACCGGACGUUGCUCUGUGUCAGCGUGAAUGAGUAUCAUACAGAACUGGGGAUGUACUACCAUCUUGUUAUCCAGAUUCCCAUCUUCUUUGCAGCUGUGGCCGUUAUGCUAGUCACCUAUUCGAAAAUCCUCCAAGCUCUCAACAUAAAGAUUGGAAACCAUUUUAAAAGAAGCCAACGGCGGAAAACCAAGAAAAGGAAGAAAAGGAAAGCAUCCGAUCAAAGCAAUAUGGCAGAGACCAAAAGAUUGGCACCUCCGGCGGUGGUUCAGAACCCCCCUAUGAGGGUACAGGCCUCCGUCUCUGUUAUUAUUGCAUUGAGAAGGGCUGUGAAACGACACAGGGACCGUAGAGAGCGCCAGAAACGUGUCUUUAGGAUGUCUCUCAUUAUCAUCACCACCUUUUUGCUUUGCUGGGCUCCUAUAUCCAUUGUGAACCUUCUUAUUCUUUGCGUUGGGCCCAGUGACCUAUUGGUGAAAAUGCGCAUCUGUUUCAUCACCAUGGCCUACGGCACAACAAUCUUCCACCCUCUCCUGUACGCAUUCACUCGUCAGAAGUUACGCAAUGUUCUAAAGAACAAGAUGAAGAAAAGGGUAGUAUCGGUUUUGCAGGUAGAUCCUGCACCUGGGGGUACUGUCAUACACAACUCUUGGAUUGAGCCAAAAAAGGCCAGGAAGACAAAGUUGGAAUGCAGUGAUGGGACAGACAGAUGCCUUACAGAUGCUGUGAAAGAAUGAUCAUAUAAUGUCAUGAAUUACAGUUUAUAGACACUUAAUAUGGCAGAGAAAUAAUUUUUGAUUUUUGUGCACAAUUUUUAAAAAGAGAGUCUAAAUAUUUGUAAGCUACAAGCAUAAAGGGACAAUAUACAACAUUGGUUAUACUAAUAAAAUAUAACCUUAUUCUACUUAGAGUCCUCUGCCAUUUUACCUCUACAGCCUGACAUGGCACCUAUCGACUCAUCCCAUCCGGAACAUGGAUGGCCAGUCUGACGAAUACAGGGCCCUUUGUACAGGCCCCGAUACAGUAAAAAAUGUGUCAUUUGACUUGACUGAUCAUCUGAACUACAAGCAUUUCAGAGGAAUCACAUAGUAUAAACCAUGCACUGAAGAUUCAAACAGUUUAUAAAUACCAUGAAGCCAUUCCACAGACCAUGGGUUCUGAUAAUCACCUUUAAAAAUAAUCACCCAUUAAUUGGGGAGAGAAAGACGGAAGUGAAAAAAAAAAACUAGGACAAUCUAGCGAAACCUGUAUUUUUAUACAAUUCUACGAAAUCAUUUUAAUUCCUGAUUACAGCCAUGA
Molecule: messenger RNA, 2334 nt
Organism: Pelobates fuscus (common spadefoot toad)
Lineage: Eukaryota; Metazoa; Chordata; Amphibia; Anura; Pelobatidae
Product: G-protein coupled receptor 22-like
Exons: 3
Coding region: 480-1772 (430 amino acids)
Biological process (GO): G protein-coupled receptor signaling pathway; cellular response to hormone stimulus
Cellular component (GO): plasma membrane
Molecular function (GO): G protein-coupled receptor activity; peptide binding
Source: RefSeq, a predicted model, not a curated record